AUCAAUUUUUUUUGUGCAACCGAUCGCCAUAAACAAACGAACAGACGACUGGGAGCCGAUUACUUCCAUUUCGCUCGAAGCAGUGAAGGUUCUCGUUCAGCGGUGUUUCUUUCCAAUAUACAUUUUCAUUUCUUUCUCGCACAAAAAGAUGUCGGAGAAUAGCUUCAACUCAAAGUAUUUGGACGAUGACGAUGAGGACGAUGCGAUUGCUGCCUCUGAGGGCAAAGUUUCGAGCCAGGUGGCCAAGCGCAUCUGGCAGCCAACCAUCGAUGAUACUACCCCUGGGGUCUGGGAGCCGCCCGAGAAGCCCCUGCCCCACGUGGAGGAGGAUGCUCCGAUGAGUGCCGAGGCCCUGGCGGAGGCUCUAGCGGUGAGCGAGACCGCCUCGGACUUUAUACACGAAGUGGAGCGCUCUCUCUACGGCGACAACAGCAAGGAGAACGGCUCCGCCCAGUACUUCAAGGCGGCCGAGAAUUAUUCGCUGUUUGGCGCCAACUACAUGGGCUUGGAGGAGGACAAGAACAAAAAACCGCCGCCGGGCUUCGACCAAAGCUCCAGUCAGAUUGCGGCUGGAUCGGCCGGAGUAUCCGGCCAAAGCUACUCGGGGUAA
This is a messenger RNA of Drosophila miranda, 610 nucleotides long. RefSeq lists its product as uncharacterized. The record is from RefSeq and is a predicted model, not a curated record. The coding region runs from base 149 to 610 and encodes 153 amino acids. The transcript has 2 exons. Lineage: Eukaryota; Metazoa; Arthropoda; Insecta; Diptera; Drosophilidae.